Messenger RNA from Schistocerca gregaria, 4624 nucleotides. Its product is annotated as zinc finger protein 131-like. Gene Ontology annotation, cellular component: nucleus. Lineage: Eukaryota; Metazoa; Arthropoda; Insecta; Orthoptera; Acrididae. Gene Ontology annotation, molecular function: protein binding. The transcript has 4 exons. Gene Ontology annotation, biological process: regulation of transcription by RNA polymerase II. The coding region runs from base 542 to 2110 and encodes 522 amino acids. The record is from RefSeq and is a predicted model, not a curated record.
CUUAAGUUCCUUAUGUAUUCUAUAGUUACAUUGAUAACUGUCUCUUCUUUCAAUUGAUUUGUGUAUCACUCUUCAUGUUUCAUACCUCCUGAUGUGGCCUUGUCUAGUACUAAUUUUAUUUUAUUUUAUUAGUUUUGUUUAUUAAUAGAAACUGUUAUGUAGGCAUGCUAUUCCUAUUUUGUUUUAGAUGUUUUCCUGUCUACUCCAUUGUUAUUUAUGUACUGUUCAAUUUUUACUUUUUCAUUGCAUUACCACGACACUGCCAAAGAUGUUACUUACUGUAUGUUUCUACUUCAGUCUAGACGUGUUACUUCUCGUCCAAUGUUGUUUGCAAACAUUGUAACUUCUUUGCUGAUAAUACUCAGUAAAUGUCUGAAGAUGGCCUUGUAAGCCGAAAAAUGGUUAACAAUAAAAGUAAUAUCGUACAACAAAAGCAAACUGGUGCUUUUCAUUUAUUAUAAUGUUGUUCUACCAAGAACCGACAGAAGAUUCUGUUAACCAUCAAGAAGAUUUCAGACAAAGGUUUUGCUUCAUCUAAAGCAUGGGCAGCAGCCACUUGCAUGUAGUUUGGGACAAUCAUAUCUCCAAUUUGCAAACAGUUCUCUACGAAUUCUACAAUCGUCAUAGCUUAGCUGACGUCACAAUAUCAUGCAAGGAUGGUACUUUAAAAGCACACAAAAUAAUUUUAUCUGCCUGCAGCCCGUACUUUGAGACUGUUUUUCAGGAAAAUCCAUGUGAACAUCCUGUUGUUAUACUAAAAGAAAUAUCAUGUUAUGAGAUGCAAAUAUUACUUCAGCUUAUGUACCGUGGGUCCACUGAUAUUCCGGAAGAAGAUAUUUCUGGUAUCAUACAAACAGCAAAUGAACUUAAGGUAAAGGGAUUUGUUCAAGCUGCAGUGAAGAAUGUUACAGAAGACACAGACAGACUAGAAAACGAUUCUGGAAUGGAUCAGCAUAAUUCAUCUACCAUGUUGCCCACUAAUGAUGAUCAUGAGUAUCAAGAUGAAUCUGACUUACAUGUUCUGAAAGACACAAGACAGAAUGGAGAAAAUUAUGGUUUAGAGGAUGAUGUGGAAGGCAGCAAUGGGCUUGUGGACACAAAUGACCAGGUUGACAACUCUACAAGUGAGGUGGAUCAGGAAAUAAUGGUAUCUUCACCAUAUUCAGUGGCAGAACUGAAAUGUAAAUCCAUGAAGCGCCAUCGGAGGAAAAAUGGUUUGAAAACUCGCAGAAAGGCUGUAGAGAUUCAGGAUUCUCUGUCAUGGAGUUCAGAAGAUGAAAAGAUGCUUUGUGAUAGACAAAGAUCUAGACUGCGAAGCAAAAAUGAUGACUCUACAUUAAAUGCUUUAAAUGAUGUUGAUACUCCAUUGCAACCACAGUCAAAUUUUACUGAUAAAUCAGCUAUGAAAGAAUUGCGCUGUAAAACUGUUGAUGACAAAUUUAUUCAUACAAUCCCUGAGAUCCAAAUAAAAGAAGAACAGCUAGGUGCAGUGGAUUAUAGUGUGAUGUCAACACAAUGUGAUACAAGGAAUUAUAAGGAUACCUAUAAGGUGAAACAGAGUGUUUGUGACAAUCCUGUCAGUACCUAUCUCUCAUGCAGUGAUAUUUCUGAUGUUACAACAUUAAUAAGGAGAAGUGAGAUUGCAGCAAAGCCACAUGAAUGUGAAUACUGUGGUUUAUCGUUCAGUCGUGCAUCUCACCUUGCCAGACAUCGCCGUGUCCAUACUGGAGAAAGACCAUUUAUUUGUGUUUUGUGCCAACGAAAGUUUACUCGUCAAGAUAAACUUAGGCUGCAUGUGAUGAAAUACCAUGCUUUGGAUAUAAAAGAUAGGAAAUAUCAGAGUUACAUAUUAACACAAAAGGUUUCCAGUGGUGCAAAUAAUGCAGUAACAGAAGAUGAACUGCGAGAAAUAGGAAGAGGAGAGUCAUCACUUCCAUUUGGAGAUACCAGCUAUUUAUCAUCACUUUCAUUUGGACAGCAGAAACAUACUGAUGCAACAGUCAGUGCAGCAGAAACUUUAGACUCAAAUACAGAUGAACUGUUAUAUUCUGUAAGACAACUUGGGGAGUGUACUAUCCAGGCAGUGACUAAACAGGAAGUUAAUUCUUAAUGCAUACUGUACUCUGAACUUUUCAUAUAUUAAAUGUGAAUGUGGCAGUUAAUACCAAAGAUGAUAGUGAUAGUGAAAGAUGUGAUUUUCUUUUCUUUUGGUCAUGGUUUAAUUGUUUCUUAAUUUUAUUUGGCCUUUGGCAAUGUAACACUAUUUAGGCAUGUUGUUAUGGUUUGUCUUUAUUUCCUUUGUACUGCUUCAUUAUUACCUUUGUGUGUGUGUGUGUGUGUGUGUGUGUGUGUGUGUGUGUGUGUGUGUGUGUGUGUGUGUGUGUGUGUGUGUCGAGACUGUCCAUUUAUCAGUACACUGAACCCAAAUUUGGGAGGUGUGGAGUCAGAUUCCCAUCUUACCAUCUAGUUGUAAGUUCUGCAUGAUUCCAUUGUUCCAUCUUAGCUUGUAUCCCAUCUCUAAUGAUCUCAUCAUCUUCAACCUUAGCCCUCUUUCCUUCUGCUUCUGUCUGCUCUGUAAUGCUUUUUCUAUGAAGUAUUGUGACAAGAGGAGGUAUCAAAAAGUAAAGGAAGUUAAUGAAGGUUUUCCAGAAGAUGUGUAAUCAAUACAUAGAGGAAUGUAAACAGUUUGGCAAUGUAUGAAACAUGGUGGUGGCUUUAAAAAUGAAAAGUGAUUUAGAUAAGGAAAACAUGGACACUCACAGGUGCCAUCAGCUCUAGUUGCAUUGAUGGACUUUUAGAGAGAAAGUCUGCAGACCAUUAGAAAUUUAGCAAUUUAAGCAGUAGCCCAAGUGCUGUGACUGGUGAAACAGAUGCCAUUAUUAGUAGAUUAUUUUUAUUGUGUGUUUUAUAAAUAUUGUGUUAUGAUAUGUUUCCACAUACUAAGCAUUGUUCCCGAGCUGAAUUAACUAUGCCCUUGUCAUCAAAAAAGCAAAUUAGCGUUGUUUUGGUGUUUGAUGUUACUUGACGACAUUUUUUUGGAUGGGCGAUGGGGUGACCAUGACAUCUCCCUUUGACUUUGACUGUUGCUUUGUUUGUGGGUUGUAACCAUAACACCAUGACUCAUUACCAGUAAUGAUGUUUGACAGAAAAUCUGAAUCAGUUUCAUGUUGUUGUUUCCAAGCAUGACAGGUUUCAACUCGACAUUUGUUUUGAUUGCCAGUCAGAAUCUAAGGAAUGAACUUGGCAGCAACCUUUUUCAUUCCCAAAUCUUCCAUUAAAAACGGCUGAACCGACCUCCGAACUAGCCCACUAAUCUCUGACAGUUGGUCAAUUGUCUAUUGAUGGUCUGUGAGCACAGGCUCUUGAAUUUUUUCAAUAUUUCUGGUGAUUUGGGCAGUUGACGGGCGUCCAGAAUGAGGUUUGUCAUCAAUCAACAUGUUGCCAUUUUUAAAUUGAGCAAACACUUUUACACUUGAGUUUUCAGUAGCCUCAUUUUGGUAAGCUGUUUCCUACAAUAAAACAGUUUCAGCAGCAUUUUUACCGUGUAGAAAAAGAAAUUCACAGCUGCAUGUUGUUCACUUAAACUUGCCAUUAUAAAAAAUGAAACAAGAAUGAAACAGUGCUAGCAAAUAAAAUCACUGCAGGUGAACAGAACAAGCCAGGUUGACAACACGGGGACACUGAACUGGCAAUGAGUUGCACUAUACACACCUAGUGGCAGAAAUACAUACUACACAAGCUCCACUAGUCUGUUUUUUGGAUACCCCCAAGUUUAUCAAGAGACCCUUCUGGCGAGCACAGUCAGUUAAUAUUUUUCUAUUACCAACCAGCAUGGCCUUGUCACUUCCUUCUUAUACGGGUAGCCUAACGGGCAUGACUGUAGCAGGCAGCCUGUGUGUUGGAUAAUACAACUGUAAAACAGUGUGUCUGAACCACCUACCAGGAAAUUGUACCUCUACAAAUUGGUUUUAUAUCACUUGCAUAUUUGCAUUUACAUUCUUUUAGCAGAUGAUGCUCUCUCAAAAUUGUCAUGUGUCACCAGUUUUCAAGUAGGAGUAAAAUUUUAGUUCUCCAGUUCAUUAUUUCAUUUUGUCAAGAACCAUUCUUCCUUUAUUCCCUUCAUUGAUUUCAUGUUACUCAGGUUAUAAGAAUAGUCUCAUGUAUUCAGACUGAAAAGAGUCCCUCAAAAUUAACUGUACAAAACGGUCUGCAUUGCGUUUCUGAGAUAAUCUUUGCUUCAUCCAAAUACUGUGCCUCUACAUCAUAACAUGAAAGUAAGACCUUUGCUAUGACACAAAACUAUUGUGCCUUGGAAAGCUUAGGUAUUAUGUCUGCUAAGGUGUACUCUUUUCUUUCUUACUUGUAAGGAAACUAUAAUUUGUUAAUAUGCCAUAGUUAAACAUAACAUAAAAUGCAAAUUGAAAUAUUGUAACUUUUGAGAAAAAUACUACUAAUUUAGUAUUGUCUUAUUCAUGAGUGUUUCUUCUUUAUAAAAGAUACUCAUUUCUUUAAGGCAUAUAUAGGUUUGUCUUGCUGUGGUUUAAUGUUGAAUUUUGUAAAUUGUGGAUUCCUUUCCUUGGAUUCUAGAUUAAUGUUUUACACUAAUAAAUUAAUUGAGAAAGUA